UUAUGAUCUCGGGUCGCCCUGAGUUAUUGGUUUUCUUCCUGUUCCUUUUGGGAUUCUCACUUUUCUGCUUUAUCUCUUGGUUUGUUGUGAUUGUUGUUGUUGUUGUUGUUGUUAUUAUCGAUUAUCUCCACACGAACAAACAGCUCACGCACUUCGUCUCCUGUCGAGAUCUGCUGACUGGAAUGAUGGUCUGAUAGCUUUUUUUUUUUUUUGUCUUUCGGCGUCAAAACUUCUCCACAGUACAACGGCGUGAAACCCCACCGCAGCGAUCGACUCUUGAAUU
Aspergillus pseudonomiae is the source of this 283-nucleotide messenger RNA. RefSeq lists its product as uncharacterized. Lineage: Eukaryota; Fungi; Ascomycota; Eurotiomycetes; Eurotiales; Aspergillaceae. The record is from RefSeq and is a predicted model, not a curated record. The transcript has a single exon. The annotation marks the transcript as partial.